AUGAAAGCUUUCGUAUCGUCCGUGCUGUUUCUUGUCGCCCUUCAUUUGGUCUCAGCCACCGGCCGAGCGGGAGGGCGGUUCGGGCCGGUGCCGAUAGAGGAGUACGGGCUGUCGUUCGUGUACUACCAGCGACAUUGCCCCCAGUUCGAGGCGGUCGUAAGCAGGAAAGUGAAGGAAUGGGUUAAGAAGGACUAUACUUUGGCAUCUGCCCUAAUGAGGUUGCAUUUCCACGACUGCGCCGUCAGGGGAUGCGACGCAUCGAUACUAUUGAAUCACAUGGGGAGCGAGAGGAGCGCCGAGGUGAGCAAGACUCUCAGGGGGUUUGAGAUAAUCGACGACAUAAAGGCGGAGCUCGAGAAGAGCUGCCCGAAGACGGCGUCGUGCGCCGACAUCCUGACUGCGGCCGCGAGGGACGCCACCGUGUCUGCCGGCGGGCCGUUCUGGAUGGUGCCGUACGGGCGCAAGGACGGGAGAGUCUCCCUGGCCAAGGAGGCCAACAAGGUACCGAAUGGCCACGAGAACAUCACGUCUCUCCUUGAGCUCUUCCAAUCCCAAGGAUUGAAUGUCCUUGACUUGGUUGUUCUCUCAGGCGCGCACACGAUAGGGCGAAGCACCUGCGGGCCCGUCCAACCGCGGCUCUACAACUACAACUCCACCGGAAAGCCCGACCCGAGCCUCAACCCGCAGUACGCGAACUACCUGAAGCGGAAGUGCCGGUGGGCGUCGGAGUACGCGGACCUCGACGGGACGACGCCGAGAACCUUCGACAACGUGUACUACAAGAACCUGCAGAGGAAGAUGGGCCUCCUCUCCACCGACCAGUACCUCUACUCCGACUCCCGGACCGGGCCGCUCGUGGCGGCGCUCGCCACCCAGCCCCAAGUCUUCGACUACCAGUUCGCCGUCUCCAUGGCCAAGCUCGGCAACGUCCAGGUGCUCACCGGCGGCGAAGGCGAGGUCCGCACCAACUGCAACGCCGUCAAUCGCUACUGAUUAUUUUUCCCGGUCUAUUCGAAUUUGUCUGUUCUCUUUUGUCUUUCCCCCCCUCGAAAGCGCCGAUAUUUUUUCCUUUACGACUGUUGCUUGAGAAGAA
Molecule: messenger RNA, 1093 nt
Organism: Rhodamnia argentea
Lineage: Eukaryota; Viridiplantae; Streptophyta; Magnoliopsida; Myrtales; Myrtaceae
Product: peroxidase 7-like
Exons: 3
Coding region: 1-993 (330 amino acids)
Biological process (GO): hydrogen peroxide catabolic process; response to oxidative stress
Cellular component (GO): plasmodesma; plant-type cell wall
Molecular function (GO): peroxidase activity; heme binding
Source: RefSeq, a predicted model, not a curated record